UUCAUUCUCAUCGAAGAGUCAAAGGAGCAGCUUCAACUCAGCUGCAGCCUUUUCAAAAUUUCAACAUUUAGGGUUUCAAAAAAAUUUCUUCUUCUUCAGACUAUCAAAUCAGAAAGAAGUUUUGGUUAGCUGUGUUUCAGAUCGGUUUGUGUAAACUUCUGGUAAAGCGUUAACGGAAGAUAAAUAUAAUUUUGCGGCGAAGUUUUAUUUAUUUAUUUGAUCUGUUUUUUUAAGCUAUUUUUGGCGUUAAACUGCCUCCUGAUUGUAUAUCGAUUGUUUAAGCUCGUUUUUAGAUCUGGGUUUCCGUUGUUUUAGUGUUUGUUCGAUGAAUUUGAAUUGAGUUUUGUGUUUGAAGUAAAGAUUAGGCCUUUUUAAUCGUAGAAGUGCUUGGUUUUUAGAUGUGGGUUUUGGUUGUUUUUAUGAUAUAUUCAGUAGAUUGGAUUUGGUUUUCGUAUUUGAAGUUGAAAUUAGGGUUUUUAAAUCGGAUACGUGCUCUUAAAUUGGAAACGGUUUUGGUGUUUGAGGUCAAAUUAGGAUUUUUUUUUGUUUGGAUAUGUGCUUGAAUUCACUGUUUUGAGCUGAAACUUGUUAAAGAUUUUAGCUUUGUGUAUUGAAUUGGAACUGGGUUUUGUUAAAGACUUUAUUCUUAAUUGGUGGAUUGCUUGAGAUCAACGUUCUGAGCUGAAAUUUGAUUGAGGGUUAUGGUUGUUUAACUAUUAUAUAUUAAAUUGAAACUGGAUAUCUUUGAAUUCGAAGUAGUGGUUUUAAAUAGAAGAAGUGCUUCAGCAAAUGUUUCAAGCUGAAAUCUGUUACGAACUUGUGAGCAUGUUGGAGUUGGGAAGUGAGAAAUGCUAAUAGAUUAUUGAUUAUGUUUCUUCUGAUCCGAUCUUUGCUUAUAGUCACUGGGUUUUAAGUUGAUAAGGUAAUUACACAUGAUAUGAUUGUUAAUGAUUUGUUCUGUUCUGUGAAUGUCGGUUGGUAUGGGUUGUUUCCUGGUGGAUGAAUCUUGUUGGUUUUGAUUAUAUUUACUUUAUCAUCUGCGAAACUGUUGGUCGAUUAGUGAAUUGGUAUAGGAGAUUCGUUUGACAACAGGAACUUGGAAACUUUUGAUAAAUUAAAUUGGUAUACUAAAUGUAUUUGACACGAGUAACGUAACAAGUUUUGAACUUUAUAUCGGUGUAUUGAGGAAGAAGAGUUUAAAUAGACUAAUGUGGUCGGUGAGGAUUCAUAUAGCCGACCCAACUUGUUUGGGAUUGAGGUGUAGUAGUUGAGGAAGAAGAAAUAAACUUCUGGUGUGCAAAUAAAUGAUGUUCUCAAAUGGAUCAGCAUCAAUAUGACAGAUAAAGAUUGCUUUAGACUUUUUUGUUGAGUUUUGAAGCCUCGGUAUGUUGUAGACUUUUGGCUUUUGCUUAUGGUGAGCCACAUGUGAGGGUGGAUGCUCCCUUCUGUUUGGGUUGAUGCUAGUGAAAACAUGGGAUAUUGUUCUCUUCUGUUUCAUCAGAUUACCUCACCCAAAUGCAUUAUGCCGAGGAGUUUGGUGGGAAACCGAACUUCUGUGUUGUUAGUUGCAUGGCUGAGGGGAAUUGAUAUCUACUGAUUGCUCUUGCCAGAUAGAUUGCUGUGAAAGACGUUAUCAUAUAUUUUAUGUGCAUCCUGAACCAUACAAUGUACAAUAUCUGGUCAGGAUAUGUGAGUUGUCACCCUAAUUAAUGGCUAUUCAUUAACUGAGAGUGAAGAUAUAUCUAUUGGGUGUUACAAUGUUGACACAUACUGCAGAUGGGAUUUUCCGACGAGCACAAUUUUAUUUGGAUUAGAUGCAGCAUGGUUUUUCAUGGCUCUGGAUAAAUUCAGGAGGAGAUGAAUUCAUUUGGCUUAAAGAGCCUUUUCACCUUGACAGUACUGGCUUCCCUUAUGUUCUUUGCAUGUUUUGCAAACUUAAUGGCAAUGUGGAACAUUAAUGUUCCUGAGAUAUUCAAGGAGUAUUGAAUACUAAAGCGUUGUGGUCCAGCGGUUUUUUGCUGCAGUCCGCUCUUGUUCAAAUUUAUGGAACUUUUCACAAAUACUUUUUUGGGUAUAUGGUUUAGAGAUGAUAGUAUCAGAUGGAGGAUGCAAGUAGCACACAUAAAGAAUAAAAUGAGAGUAGAUAGCUUGAAAUGGUUGUUCAUGUCCCCACAAAGAUCUCGAAGCAGACCUAUGUGCAUUGGUACAUCGGUGCGGCACUAUGGUGAUUGAUGUACUAAAAGGGGAUUUUAUAUACCUAAAAUCCCAGGAAGGAAUGGUUACACUAACAUCCACUCCAAUAAGGCGCAUUUGGCACAAUACAAGCAAAUGAUGGCAAUACCUAAUAGUUCGAUCUUUUGGUUUGUUCUAUAUUCAUAUAGAAACAAACAUGCCUAAAGAGAGAAGAGAUAGGUCUGUUUCUUUUGAUAGGAGUAGAGCUUCUCCUUACACUUGUAGCUCGAGUCACUCAAAACCGUCAUUCAAAAACCCUUUGGAAAACGACGAAAAUGUGAAAGACUGGGAAGAUGCCCGUUGCCCAGUGUGUAUGGAACAUCCUCAUAAUGCUAUUCUCCUUUUGUGCACUUCUCAUGAGAAGGGCUGCCGUCCUUUUAUGUGUGAUACAAGCUAUAGACAUUCAAAUUGUUUUGACCAGUUCAAAAAGUCAUUUGAAGAAGCUUCAGCAACAGCAACACAGCAAGUGGAGAUCCCAGCUUCAGCUUCUAUCGCGGAAUCUACCACAGUGAUAACAGAAGCUCUGUCUGAUCUGCCAGGUGAAAGAACUGAAGGUGGUUCUAUAUCCCUAGGUGCCUUGUCUUGCGAGAACCAUGAAAAGAAAAAGAUGCAAUGCCCUCUCUGCCGUGGCCAGAUAAAUGAUUGGAUUGUCGUGGACUCUGCCCGUCGGUACAUGAAUGCAAAACUAAGAAGCUGCUCUAGCGAGACAUGCGAAUUCAGUGGCACAUAUACAGAUCUGCGUAAGCACGCUAGGCAGGAGCAUCCCCUUGUACGGCCUACAGAAACUGACCCAGAGAGGCAGCGUAAUUGGAGGAGAUUGGAGCGGCAGAGAGAUUUAGGAGAUUUACUCAGUACAUUGCAGUCUUCUGUUGGAGAAGAGGGAAGUGAGAGCACCAGUUUAACCUUCGAUGAGGGUGGUGGUUUGCUGACUGUUUUUCUUUUUGUUCGGAUUCUCCAACCUAGGAGUAAUUCUGGUAGUAGUAGCUGGUCAGGCUCCUCAAGGACUCGGGCUCAGGCAACUGGUAGGAGACGACCUUCGAGAAGACUUUGGGGUGAGACCUAUGAUGGGGAAACUGAAUCUAGAGAUGACGACAAUGAACAGUCUGAUGGAGGGUCAGGUCCCUGGAGGCGCCUUGGGAGAUUGCGUCGACGACCAACACCAGAAAAUUAGUUUGGCACAAACAUGUGUUUGCUUGCUGUUCCUCUUUGUUGUUACCCACUGUGUAGAAAAUGGAGGAGGAAACCUCGUCUUCCGAACGUUGUCGCGCUGAAGGAGCAGUUGUUUCUUGGAUUAGAAGGAUUCAGGAGAGCAUCGAAAUGGAAGAAUUCUGUUUGGUUAAAUAGUAUACAUUUCUUUGUUGAUGAAUGUCAUCUCAGCUUGUGUGUGCUGCAAAUGCUUUAAAUCUUUAUUUUUAACUGAAUUGAUAAAGUUGGAAAGCAAUUGCUAUUUAUGCUUCUAAAUCUUAUCAAUAAAUCUCAUGCUGCAAUAAUA
This is a messenger RNA of Nicotiana tabacum (common tobacco), 3724 nucleotides long. RefSeq lists its product as uncharacterized. The record is from RefSeq and is a predicted model, not a curated record. Lineage: Eukaryota; Viridiplantae; Streptophyta; Magnoliopsida; Solanales; Solanaceae.